AUGGCUGUGAAACUAGGAAACAUACACAAGAUACGAGAAUUUGAAUUGGAAAAGGUAUGUCUUGCAGAAGAAUUCGACAUUUUGCAAAUCGUGGGCGAAGGUUGGUUUGGAAAAAUUUUAUUAGUUGAACACAAAGGGACAGACACUGAGAUGGUCUUGAAGGCCCUUCCUAAGCCCUAUGUAUCUUUAAGGGACUUUUUCAGAGAAUUCCACUACGGUUUGCACCUUGGUCAACAUAAAAACGUGAUCACAACCUACGAUGUUGCUUUUGAAACUGCUGGAUUUUAUGUCUUCUCACAAGAGUAUGCACCUUUAGGUGACCUAACCUCAAAUGUUUCUGAAAAUGGCAUAGGAGAUUUACAUUCGAAGAAAGUUGCAAAACAAAUAGCAGCUGCUUUGGAUUUUUUGCACGCCAAAGAUUUAGUACACAGGGAUGUAAAAUUAGAUAACAUUCUAGUUUUCAAAUCCGAUUUCUCCCGAGUCAAGUUGUGCGACUUCGGCGAAACUCGCAAAGUCGGCGCCACUGUACGAAGGCGAAACGAGUGGUUGCCGUAUUCGCCGCCAGAGGUGCUGAGGACGGAGACGGAUGAUUCUUACAAAGCCAGUACCUCACACGAUGUUUGGCAAUUUGGCAUCGUCGUCUUCGUUUGUCUCACAGGUUGUCUACCUUGGCAAAAGGCUGCUCAGGAUGAUCCUAGAUACCUAAAGUACAAUACGUGGCACUGCAGCACAAUACCAUUACGAAGACAACCCAAGCUCUUCAAACUUUUAACAUCAAAGGCUCAAAGGAUGUUUAGAAGAUUUUUAGAACCAAGAGUGGAAAAAAGGCCAAGUGGCCUCGGAGACUUGUCCAAAUUUCUGGAGGACAGAUGGUUGACCAAAACCGCCGGAGACAAAGCCAGCGAAUAUUAUGAUGAUGAUGAGUUGUGUCCAUCAAUGUACAGUUUCCAUAGCAACCUGGAGGAAAAAAAUAGGCUUUUGCACACUUUGAGCGAAUAUGGAAUUGAAACUGUAGUCGACAGGGCCGCCAAAAAGGAGCGCAUCAGGGAUUGGAUACAGAGUAGUGUUAUUACGGAAGAAGAAGAAGAAGAAAACGCUAAUCAUCAAACCCAAGAAAACAACCAAAUGGCGGCCAUGCACUUCCCUGCAGUUUUGCAAACUGUCAACAAUAACCAC
Ctenocephalides felis (cat flea) is the source of this 1176-nucleotide messenger RNA. Its product is annotated as serine/threonine-protein kinase meng-po. The record is from RefSeq and is a predicted model, not a curated record. Lineage: Eukaryota; Metazoa; Arthropoda; Insecta; Siphonaptera; Pulicidae. Gene Ontology annotation, biological process: peptidyl-threonine phosphorylation; peptidyl-serine phosphorylation. The annotation marks the transcript as partial. Gene Ontology annotation, molecular function: ATP binding; protein serine/threonine kinase activity. The transcript has 9 exons.